AUUUUGAAAGACAAAGACAAUGCAUUCAGUAGGAAGACUUUGCUUACGUUGAGGGAAAUGACGUAAAUCAAAAUAUAUAAAAUAAGUUUUUUUGAAUAUCUAGUGCAUUAAUCAUUAUAAUUUAAGUGAAGAAUUAAAAAAAAUAAUAAAAAACUAUUUUGUGACAAUUGAAUACAUUUAAGCUGAAAACACUGAUUGAAAUGAGAUAUACCGUAUCUUGUCAGAAAGAUUUCUCAAAAUAUUUUUUUCACUAGAAAAAAUACUGGGAGAAUCAAUUUAAUUAUUAUUUUCAACGUUUUUCAUCUAUAUAAAUCAGGAAUGAUCAAGAAAAUGACUCUUCACUUGUAGUGAGAUGCAAUAAUACUGUUGCUGAAAAUCAAAUGUAUUUGGUUGGUAAUUCUGUAAUAGUCAUCAUCCUAUCUUUCGUGGUUUUGCCCUGUCGCGUGGUACAUCGUUAAUCAUGGCUGAAGGUACUGCUACUAUCAAGACGAGAAAGUUUAUGACAAAUCGUCUGCUAUGUCGGAAACAAAUGGUUGUAGACGCGCUACACCCGGGCCAGUCGUCGGUGAAGAAGACUGAGAUCAGAGAGAAACUGGCCAAGAUGUACAACGUGACGCCCGACGUUGUGUUCUGCUUCGGGUUCCGGACGGCGUUUGGAGGCGGCAAGUCAGUUGGAUUCGCGCUCAUCUACGACACACUCGACUUCGCCAAGAAGUUCGAACCCAAACACAGGCUAGCCAGGCAUGGUCUCUACAAGAAGGAGAAACAGACAAGGAAACAGCGUAAGGAACGUAAGAACAGAAUGAAGAAAGUCAGAGGCACCAAGAAGUCGAAAGUGGGUGCAGCGGCCGGCAAGAAGGCAAAGAAGUGAGCACAAGUUUGCUUCUUUUUUCUCCAAAUUAAUGAUUCUGGAACAUCUAAUGGUUUUGUAAUCGUGUGUUGGAGAAGAGUGACUGUCGGCUCCAGCUGAAUAAUAUUUUAUUGUUAUUUUUCACAAUGGACUCUUAUCCAGUUGGGUUGUACAGUUGUUUGUUCUUUAUAAUAAAAACUUAAACUUCA
This is a messenger RNA of Nilaparvata lugens (brown planthopper), 1059 nucleotides long. It is a transcript of the gene RpS24, whose product is annotated as 40S ribosomal protein S24. The transcript is spliced from 6 exons. Gene Ontology annotation, molecular function: structural constituent of ribosome. Gene Ontology annotation, biological process: translation. The record is from RefSeq and is a predicted model, not a curated record. NCBI's taxonomy places the organism in Eukaryota, Metazoa, Arthropoda, Insecta, Hemiptera, Delphacidae. The coding region runs from base 461 to 871 and encodes 136 amino acids. Gene Ontology annotation, cellular component: ribosome.